GCCCGGGGCGGGCGCGGGGGGUGGGGGCUGCCCAAAAUUCCCUCGUGGCCUUUCGUUCCUCCUUGGUAAGGAUCCGGGACUGCAGGUCCUCACGCGCACUCUCUCUCCCCGUCCCCCUCCCCCACGUGCACACAUACCAGGAUUUUGAUCACAGGUGCUUAAGUCUCCAGAUCAACACCCCACCACCUCUGUGGAGUGCACAAUCCUGCCUACAGCUGUCUCUCACAAGGAGCCAGCUCCCCUGGAGGAGGAGGCAUCAGAAAGUUUGUGGCAGUGGAGCCUGUUGGUCCACGCCUAUGGGCCCAGCGCUACAGCAGACUGAGGCAGAAGGAUCGAAACCUCUAGUUCAGCCUGUGUGACUUAAUGAGAUCCUGUCUCAAAUUUCGAAGGGCAAAAAACAAAGGAUCCAGACAUGUAGCUCAUUAUCGAGAGUUUAAAAUAUGUUUGCGUCCCUGGCCGGGGCUUGAAAGUCUCUGGAAGUGUGGGCUACAGUGGGUACCCCAUACCCGAACAACCUAUUAUUGCAGCCUUCCUCAGCCUCCCUAAGGGCAGGAACCGUGUCGUGUUUGAGCUCUAUGGUCUCCGCCCCGACUGAAUGUAAUAAAGACAACCCAGACAACGGGAGGGCCCUUCUCUAGCUCAACUGGAAAGUUUUUCCUAAAUCCCCUCGCUCACUUGGAGUCCGCUCUUCCCUUUCCAGGAGAGAACUGGGGAUAGGGUCGUCUCCUUUAAGGGCCGUGGGGGAGGGGGUGCCGGCCUUGCCUCCUUCCGCGCCUCCCUGGCCAGCAUCGCGCCGGGCCGGGGGUCCGGGCCUGGCGCCAGCGCAUGCGCCCCGUCUGUGGGCGCUGUCCGGGCUGCGAGCUCCUGGAGCGCACAGACAGACUGACGGAUGAACGAACUGGCGGCGGGCCUGACAAACGGGGCAGCGCAGGGAGCUGGGUAUCGGCAGGACGGCGACAUGAAGGGCCACAGCCAGCAGCCUAGCGGGCGCAGGAACCCCGGCCCUGCUUCCUCGCCUUCCCCCGGCCCGGGCCCGGGCCCCGGCGUCUCAGAACGGGUGGCACUCAAGAAGGAGAUCGGGCUGCUGAGUGCCUGCACCAUCAUCAUUGGGAACAUCAUUGGCUCGGGCAUCUUCAUCUCACCCAAAGGUGUCCUGGAGCACUCAGGCUCCGUGGGUCUGGCCCUCUUCGUCUGGGUCCUGGGUGGGGGCGUGACAGCUCUGGGCUCCCUCUGCUAUGCAGAGCUGGGAGUUGCCAUCCCCAAGUCCGGCGGGGACUACGCCUACGUCACAGAGAUCUUCGGGGGCCUGGCUGGAUUUCUGCUGCUCUGGAGUGCUGUGCUUAUCAUGUACCCCACCAGCUUGGCCGUGAUCUCCAUGACCUUCUCCAACUAUGUGCUGCAGCCUGUGUUUCCCAACUGCAUUCCCCCUGCGACAGCCUCCCGAGUGCUCUCCAUGGCCUGCCUGAUGCUCCUGACAUGGGUCAACAGCUCCAGUGUGCGCUGGGCCACACGCAUCCAGGACAUCUUCACAGGCGGGAAGCUGCUGGCCCUGUCAAUCAUCAUUGGCGUUGGCUUUGUUCAGAUCUUUCAAGGACACUUUGAGGAGCUGAGACCCAGCAGUGCCUUUGCCUUCUGGAUGACACCAUCUGUGGGUCACCUGGCCCUGGCCUUUCUCCAGGGCUCCUUUGCCUUCAGUGGCUGGAACUUCCUUAACUAUGUCACAGAAGAACUGGUGGACCCUCGAAAGAACCUACCUCGUGCCAUCUUCAUCUCUAUCCCUCUGGUCACCUUCGUGUAUACGUUCACCAACGUCGCCUACUUCACAGCCAUGUCCCCACAAGAGCUGCUGGCCUCCAAUGCAGUGGCCGUGACCUUUGGGGAGAAGCUGCUGGGCUACUUCUCCUGGGUCAUGCCUGUCUCCGUGGCACUUUCCACUUUUGGAGGGAUCAAUGGCUACCUGUUCACCUCCUCCAGGCUGUGCUUCUCUGGAGCCCGAGAGGGGCACCUUCCCAGCCUGCUGGCCAUGAUCCAUGUCAAACACUGCACCCCUAUCCCUGCCCUCCUCGUCUGUUGCGGGGCUACAGCGGUCAUCAUGCUUGUGGGAGACACAUACACGCUCAUCAACUAUGUGUCCUUCAUCAACUACCUCUGCUACGGAGUCACCAUCCUGGGCCUGCUGGUGCUGCGCUGGAGGCGGCCGGCGCUCCAUAGACCCAUCAAGGUGAACCUGCUCAUCCCUGUGGCAUACUUGGUGUUCUGGGCCUUCCUACUGGUCUUCAGCUUCAUCUCGGAGCCCAUGGUCUGUGGGGUCGGCAUCAUCAUCAUCCUGACAGGGGUGCCCAUUUUCUUCCUGGGAGUGUUUUGGAGAAGCAAACCAAAGUGCGUGCACAGACUCACGGAGUCCAUGACGCGCUGGGGCCAGAAGCUGUGUUUCGUGGUUUAUCCUCAGGGCUCCCUCGAGGAGGAGGAAAAUGGCCCUUGCCAGCCCUCCCCACUGCCCACAACGGACAAGUCCUUGAAGUCACAAUGAGAUGUUUGUAGACACCGAAGCAGCCGUUUCUGUUUACAUGUUGUUUAUUGAGGAGGUGUUUUGCAAAAAUUUUUUUUUUUUUUUUUAAAGAUAGGACUCUUAGAGGCCUGUCCUAAGGAAGCCCUGGCAAUGUGGACACGGCUUCCUGUCUUAGCACUGCCCUGCUAGCUUUUCCUGAAAAGGCCUACGAAUAAACAGGGCUGAUUGUU
Octodon degus (degu) is the source of this 2739-nucleotide messenger RNA. RefSeq names its product solute carrier family 7 member 10 (gene Slc7a10). Gene Ontology annotation, biological process: D-serine transmembrane transport; D-alanine transmembrane transport; amino acid transmembrane transport. Gene Ontology annotation, cellular component: membrane. The record is from RefSeq and is a predicted model, not a curated record. The transcript is spliced from 11 exons. Lineage: Eukaryota; Metazoa; Chordata; Mammalia; Rodentia; Octodontidae. Gene Ontology annotation, molecular function: neutral L-amino acid transmembrane transporter activity; L-amino acid transmembrane transporter activity. Bases 890 to 2530 code for a protein of 546 amino acids.